Arabidopsis arenosa is the source of this 2538-nucleotide messenger RNA. Lineage: Eukaryota; Viridiplantae; Streptophyta; Magnoliopsida; Brassicales; Brassicaceae. The record is from the annotation of a GenBank genome assembly.
UGGAAACGAUACCGUUUUGUGGAAUUGGGUCGUCUAUCUAUUUCGCGGUUGCAGUCAAGAAAGAUGAGGAGAUUAGCGGUUUCAGAGAGAAGUUGUUCGACGACGGUGUCUUUUGUACCAAAACGAACUCAGAACCCUAAACCCUAACUCCAUAAUAUAAUUUUCGUCAUGUACUGUACUUUACGAUUUCCUUUGCCUCUUCACAUUCCCCAAACUCGAACAAUGGCGUCCUGUCAGCCGAAACGACGCCGUGUGGAGCACUUGCGGUGCUCUGCCCUGCCUAGUCUUCGUGAAGAUGACGAAGAGGCCGAUGAUAGGAGUGUUGGAGUUGAAAGACGAAUUUCGAUUGUGGUGGAGAGAUACGGAAAUGGCACUUCAAAAAGAUAUUUUCUAGAUGAUGAUGAUGACUCCCCUUUACAAGGCUUUCUCGAGGAGCGUGAACUUAAGGCUGAUAACGAUUCUCAGAGCUCUAAUUCCUCUGAAACGAACACUCUUUGGCUUCCAGAUGUUGUCAAGGAUUUUGUUUUCCCCACAGGCUUUCCUGGGUCUGUUUCAGAUGAUUACUUGGACUAUAUGCUGUGGCAGUUCCCAACCAAUGUUACUGGCUGGAUUUGUAAUGCGGUUGGCGUUGGCUCUUUCUCAGGAACUUCUCCUGCCGCUACUGCUGCUGCUUCUGCUGCAGCCAUCAGAUGGGUGUCCAAGGAUGGAAUUGGAGCUCUUGGCCGUCUUCUCAUUGGUGGACGUUUCGGUAGUCUUUUUGACGAUGAUCCUAAGCAAUGGCGCAUGUAUGCAGAUUUUAUUGGCAGUGCUGGAAGCUUCUUUGAUCUGGCGACACAGCUAUAUCCAUCCCAGUUCCUACUGUUGGCAUCCACGGGAAAUCUUGCCAAGGCUGUGGCUAGAGGAUUGAGAGACCCUUCAUUCAGAGUGAUUCAGAAUCAUUUCGCCAUCUCAGGAAAUCUGGGAGAGGUAGCAGCCAAGGAAGAAGUGUGGGAAGUUGCUGCGCAGCUAAUUGGUCUUGGUUUCGGCAUUCUGAUCAUUGACACGCCGGGCCUUGUAAAGUCAUUUCCGUUUGUGUCACUUACAUGGACGAGUGUUAGACUUGUUCACCUCUGGCUACGCUACCAGUCGCUUGCAGUCUUACAAUUUAACACGGUAAAUCUCAAGCGUGCUCGUAUCAUAGUAGAAUCUCAUGUUGUGCACUCAGUUGUACCAGGAUAUGUUGACUGCAACAAGCGAGAAAACAUUUUGUUGUGGCAGAGGUUCAUGAAACCUCGGAUCAUCUUUGGUGUAUCCCUUGAAGAAGUGUCUGGUCUGGAGAAAUCUGUUUCUAAGGUCAAGGCACUCCUUAAGAUGUACACAAAGGAGAAAUAUAUUCUUACGUUGAAUAAGCUGAACAAUGAUACUGAGUUUUCUGUGUCUUUUAAGGUGAGUGCCACAAGCAGAGACGUGUUGAGAUGUCUUUGGCAAGCAUAUUGGUUAGAGGAGAACAUGGAAGAAAGCUUUAAAGACAAGGAUAGUGUGUUCCACUGGCUGAAGCAAAGCUUGUCGGAGAUGGACAACAAGUUUGAUGAUUUCUUGUUCAAGUUGGAUACUGCUGGAUGGAAUCUACGUGAAUCUAACUUGAAGAUUCCCAACCAAGAUUCACUCAAGGCUCUUGAAGCUGAUAUCCAGUUCGCCAACACUCUGGCAUCAGAGUAUCCAGAGGAGUAUGAUGGUGGCUACGUUCAGAUGAGAUUAUCUUACAGCCCGGCGGCUCAUCUCUUUCUCUUCCUUCUUCAGUGGACAGAUUGUCAUUUUGCAGGCACUUUGGGAUUGCUUAGGAUCCUUAUUUAUAAGGCGUAUGUUGAUGGGAAGACCACAAUGUCGCUACAUGAACGCAAAGCUAGUAUCAGAGAAUUCUAUGAUGUCUUGUUUCCUUCACUAUUACAACUUCACGGAGGGAUAACUGAUGUAGAAGAAAGGAAACAGAAGGAGAUAUGCGACAAAAGAUACCGGAAAAAGGACAGAACAGAGAAAGGGAAGAUGUCGGAGAUCGAUUUGGAGAGAGAAGAAGAGUGUGGAAUUUGCUUGGAGAUUCGAAAUAAAGUUGUACUUCCUACUUGCAAUCACUCCAUGUGUAUAAACUGCUACAGAAAUUGGCGUGCAAGGUCACAGUCGUGCCCGUUCUGUCGAGGCAGCUUAAAAAGAGUGAACUCUGGUGAUCUAUGGAUAUACACUUCUAGCGCCGAGAUUGCGGAUUUACCGGCGAUUUACAAGGAGAAUCUGAAGAGGUUGUUGAUAUACAUUGACAAGUUGCCUCUCGUUACUUCUGAUUCAAAUCUAGUCCCUUAUGCUCCUCUUCCUCGGUGAACGAACGCAUUCUCUCUAUUUCUUGUUAUGCACAUAGCAAUUUCUAUCAAAAUUUCAUCUAUUUGUGCUCACUUUGUAUAUAAUAUUUAUGUGUUUUCACACCUUGUGCUUUUUAGUUAUUUUUUCAGCUUUCUACAGUCUCUGAUUUGGGGUUUGUAUAUAACAACCGUUGGUUAUUGACAUUUAGAU